AUGGUUCAUCAGAAUAAAUCGUCUGUGAGGUCCGUUGAGCCGGGCGAUAUUUCAUUGUUGUCAGAUUCUCCUAAAAACUUACCAAAGGUUUACAUCAGUCCUUCCAUUCAUGAACAGCACAUGUUGAAAAGGAAAAUGGUCAAGAAAUCUCUUGUCGCUGGGAUGGUGGUCUUGCUUGUGGCAGCUGUGGGUUUUUUCCUGGGUGUUUAUUUGGGGAUCGGAAAUAAAAGACUCACUAUGUCCUCGGACCACUUCUACUCAAAAGCAGCCGUGGCAGCAGACGCCGGGAAAUGCUCUGAGGUUGGGAGGGACAUCUUAAAGCGCAAUGGUUCAGCAGUUGAUGCUUCUAUUGCAGCUCUAUUGUGUGUCGGGCUCUUCAAUGCACACAGCAUGGGCAUUGGAGGAGGGCUGUUUUUCACCAUAUUUAAUGCGUCUACAGGAAAAGUAGAGACAAUUGAUGCCAGAGAAACUGCUCCAAAGAACGCUUCAGAGGACAUGUUUGGCAAUAACACCCAGCUUUCACGGAAAGGAGGGUUGUCAAUCGCAAUUCCAGGGGAAAUUCGUGGCUAUGAGAUGGCACAUAAAAGACAUGGGAAACUGCCAUGGAGGGAACUGUUUCAGCCCAGUAUAGAAUUGGCACGCAAUGGCUUUCCGGUUGGCAAAGCCUUGGCCAAUGCCAUCGCAAAAAACAAGGAAACAAUUCUGGAUGACAUGACAUUGUGUGAAGUGUUCUGUGACUCAGACAAAAACAUCCUGAAGGAAAAUGAUAUCAUUAGAUUUACCACGCUUGCCGACACCUAUGAGAAGAUUGCAGAAGAAGGGCCGGAUGUGUUUUACAGCGGAUCUUUGGCCCAGAAUAUAGUGGAUGAUAUCCAAGCUGCAGGCGGAAUUAUAACACUUGAGGACCUAAUGGAAUAUAAGCCAGUGUUGAACGAGACACCGUUGAAGUUAACUGUCGGAGAAUACACCAUUAAUGUUCCUGAUGCUCCAUCCAGUGGACCUGUUCUCGCUCUGAUUCUCAAUAUAGUGGACGGUUUCAACUUCUCAGACCACAGUGUGUCCACAGCAGAAAAGAAGACUUUGACCUAUCAUCGUAUCGUAGAGGCGUUUCGCUUUGCUUAUGCCAAGAGGAGUAAACUAGGAGACCCACGUUACCUCAACAUCACAGACCUCAUCCACAACAUGACCUCAGACUACUUUGCAGACAACAUCAGGAGUAAAAUAACAGAUGACACUACUCACCCAGACAGCUACUAUGAUCCAGAAUAUUUUGUACCCGAUAACCACGGAACAGCUCAUCUGUCAGUCAUCGCAGAGGAUGGGAGCGCAGUGGCAGCAACUAGCACCAUCAACCUUUAUUUUGGCUCAAAGGUGAUGUCACGCUCAACUGGCAUUAUAUUUAAUGAUGAGAUGGAUGAUUUCAGCUCUCCUUAUAUAACCAAUGGUUUUGGUGUUCCCCCUUCACCCAACAACUUCAUUCAGCCAGGUAAAAGACCGCUUUCUUCGAUGUGCCCCACAAUCAUUUUUGACAAACACAACAGAGUCAAAAUGGUGGUCGGGGCAUCAGGUGGGACGAAAAUCACCACAGCUACCGCUCUGGUGAUCCUAAACUCGCUGUUCUUUAACUAUGACCUGAAGAAAGCAGUGACAGAGCCCAGAGUCCACAAUCAGCUCAACCCCAACAUGACCGUUGUCGAACAGGACUUUGAGCAGAGUGUUCUUGAUGGCUUGGCUCAGAAGAAUCACGUAACAGAGCUACAGAGGACACCAGGUGCAGUGGUUCAGGCCAUCGUGCGGCAAGGGGACAAACUCUGUGCUGAAUGUGACCCCAGGAAAGGUGGCUAUCCUGCAGGAUACUGAACGCCAGUCCAUCUCAUCAUUCGUA
Molecule: messenger RNA, 1885 nt
Organism: Danio aesculapii
Lineage: Eukaryota; Metazoa; Chordata; Actinopteri; Cypriniformes; Danionidae
Gene: ggt1a
Product: gamma-glutamyltransferase 1a
Exons: 14
Coding region: 1-1860 (619 amino acids)
Biological process (GO): peptide modification; glutathione catabolic process; regulation of immune system process
Cellular component (GO): plasma membrane
Molecular function (GO): glutathione gamma-glutamate hydrolase
Source: RefSeq, a predicted model, not a curated record